Messenger RNA from Rhea pennata, 618 nucleotides. RefSeq names its product cerebellin 4 precursor (gene CBLN4). Lineage: Eukaryota; Metazoa; Chordata; Aves; Rheiformes; Rheidae. Gene Ontology annotation, cellular component: synapse. The transcript has 3 exons. The record is from RefSeq and is a predicted model, not a curated record. Gene Ontology annotation, molecular function: protein binding. The coding region runs from base 1 to 618 and encodes 205 amino acids.
AUGGGCUCGCGGCGGCGGGCGCCGGCGCUGCUGCCCGCGCUGCUGCCCGCGCUGCUGCUGGCGCUGGCGCUGGGCGGCCCCGCGGCGCGGGCGCAGAACGACACGGAGCCCAUCGUCCUGGAGGGCAAGUGCCUGGUGGUGUGCGACUCCAACCCGGCCAGCGACGCCAAGGGCUCGUCCUCCUCCCCGCUGGGCAUCUCCGUGCGCGCGGCCAACUCCAAGGUCGCCUUCUCGGCCGUGCGGAGCACCAACCACGAGCCCUCCGAGAUGAGCAACAAGACGCGCAUCAUUUACUUCGACCAGAUCCUAGUAAAUGUGGGCAAUUUUUUCACGUUGGAAUCUGUCUUUGUAGCACCAAGAAAAGGAAUCUACAGUUUCAAUUUUCACGUAAUUAAAGUCUACCAGAGUCAAACAAUCCAGGUUAAUUUGAUGCUAAAUGGAAAGCCAGUCAUUUCUGCUUUUGCUGGAGACAAGGAUGUCACACGUGAAGCUGCCACUAAUGGAGUCCUGCUCUAUCUAGACAAGGAGGAUAAGGUUUACCUGAAACUGGAGAAAGGUAAUCUGGUCGGUGGAUGGCAAUAUUCUACAUUUUCUGGCUUUCUGGUCUUUCCUCUGUAA